AUGGCGUAUUGCUUCUAUGCUACGGUGGGUGGCUUUCCAGAAAGAGGAAGCUGGAGCCAUCGAGGGCAGACGAUAGGACCCAGAAGGCAGUGCCCUGAUCCAAGUAGAAAGACCCUGCAAUGUAACAUCUCUUUCGUUGCGCGUCCAACAAUGAAACUAAUGCGGAGCAUGUUCAAGUCACUGCAAAGAAGCUUAAAUCAUAAGAACCCACGCCGCUUUCGAGCGCCUUCGUGCAAAACCGAGGGUAGACUCAUGGCUUGCCGCGGUUUUCUUCCUGGAUGGUUGAUCUGUGCUGGGGCAUAUGCAACGGCUGUUUGGAGGCCUGCGCCUGAUUUACUUGGUUUCCGAUUCCCGACCUGCCCAUUUCUAAAAAAAAUAAUCCUCGAUUCUGAGAAUGUCUGGUGCUUUCAUUAA
Messenger RNA from Chondrus crispus (carragheen), 414 nucleotides. RefSeq lists its product as hypothetical. NCBI's taxonomy places the organism in Eukaryota, Rhodophyta, Florideophyceae, Gigartinales, Gigartinaceae. The record is from RefSeq and is a predicted model, not a curated record. The transcript has a single exon. Bases 1 to 414 code for a protein of 137 amino acids.